AUGGCUGCUCUGCUCAGUAUUGAUGCUGUCUGUCAGGAGUUGAUCAAGCUGGGAGAAAAUUUCAAUCGCCUGAGUAAGAUAGGUACUCCUUUACAAUGUGCUGUUGGAGGCUUUCGUCUCAUCGGUCAUCACGAACCUCCAAUGAGGCCAUUCCCGCUGGGCAGUCUGGCCUUGUAUGACAGGCCACACAGAAGCACGAUUGAGUUGCUGAUCAACGCGGGAGCGGACUGCACACGAGACUUGCCCAGUCAGGCCUACCCCUGGAGUACCAUGGGCGCCUUGGCACUCAAAAGCUCAGAAUGGGCUGAUGAUUUCCAAGUCUUUGCGGCCGUCAUCAGAGGAGGCACCCAGGUGCACGAAGAUGAUACAGCAGUGUUCCGGUUGAUCUGCCGCAACUGGUCUAAGCACAAAGACCAAAAGGCUAAGCGCAAAAUCCAGGAUAUCAUGAAGAUCCUGGAUGCAAUGGUCUCAAAGAAAGAGGGCGAAUCGUUGGCAUAUCUAAAAGCUUUUCAGAAGGUCGUCUCGGAAACCACCGAUAUCGACAUACCGCUGUCCAUCUCGGAAGGCAUCUCGGAUGACAUGCUUGUCCAACAGAUGUGGAAGUCAAUCAACGAAGACAAUUUGGAAACUCUCAAGGAUCAAUCUCAAAGUAACAUAAGAACCAAGGACCUACUGCAGGGUGACGUCUUGACGAAAGUGCUCGACUUCGCUGUUACGUGCUCAGCUGUUAGCUGCUUGGACCACUUGCUCGAAAAUUACCCCGUACCCAACAGCCCACAUGAUUGGAAAAGCAAGGCUGUCCUUCAUUAUUGUGUUGAAGACAAGAAGGAAGAUGUCCUCUUACGAUUAUUGAAGAACGGCGCCGAGACUAAGAGGACCAAUGGAAGAGGAAGCACCAUCUGGCAUCUCGCAGCUUCUAAGGCUACCUCAUCAAGGACAGAACGAGAGUAUGCCUUAAGAACGGUGAACAAAAGUGGUCGUACUCCGCUUGCCAAAGCGCUUGUCAAGAAGCGUUAUCGGAAUGCGUCUAUGCUCGUCAAAUACUGUGGAAAGGAUCACGCGUGCCUGCAGAGCAACCUGCCAUCGAUAUCCGAACUGAUAGCAGGAAUUCAGGAUAGCGCUUUGCUUAAAGAGUUGCAUGACUCCGAAAUAUUCCAAACCUCAGCUAAAGACUCACCUCUAAAUCAUCUCGAAGAUUCCGCAAAUGUAGAAGCGGUUCGCCAACUCCUCGAGAUAUUCCCCUACCCUUGUUCAGAUGAGCAUGAAACACCCUUGAGAUCAUACUUAUCCAAAGACGACUUGAACGCCUGCAACAAAGAAAUUAUAACGCUUCUUGUCCAGAAAGAGCUGGUCGCCUCACCCAGCGACAAGAGCAGCCACAAUCAUUUCACAAAGUCGGCAGAGGCCGAGGCCUGCGAAGUCUUCGAAUUAGUUAAGCUCAUGAUUGAUCUUGGGUGUGUAGGUGAUUAUGAGAAGGCCAAACAGACAUCUGGACUGAAAGAGGUGCUUUCUUUCUUUGAUGUCGUGUCGACGCCUACUCCGCUUACACUUGACCACGAUGCUGUGCUUGCGACAGAAGAGAUAUUCAGCAUGGUUCAUGAUAUCACUACCUUACCACAGUAUUACAAAAGCAGUGGUAUGGAUAUCAAAGUCAUCAAAUGGACCAUUGCUCAUAACUCUUGGCCACUGUUCCGUCGUCUUAUUCAGAUGGACGUUGACGUGCACAAGAGGGACAGAAAAGCAAACUUGUUACAAUAUGUUUGCUCUCACGGCACUGGACUCAUUGGUCAUAGGAUGCUUGUGAGCCUUUUGGAACGAGCUGAAAGAGGUCGUCUGCUGAGCGAGCUGAAUCCCGAAGAGGACCUGAGUCUUUGUCAAGUUGGGAUGUUGACGCAGGGUGGAAGCUCUCAGAGGCCAACUGCAAGUCCCGUGUUCCGCCCUACCAUGUCCCCGAUGAGUACUUUCAGUCAAUCGCCGCAUCUACCUUCAUCCGUUCAAUUAGGACCGGGAGGAUUUGCAGCAUUGAGGAUGCCAGGCGACAACCCAAAGUUCAGCCUACUUCAACGACUACUCGACGAACAAAUCGACUGCGCUUUACUCAGCAAGAGGGGCAAAUUUUCAGCUCUCAGUAUCCAUAUAAGAUAUGGAUAUCUUGAUACGGCACGGCUCUUGCUUCGACGUGGAUCACCAGAUACGCUAUCCACCGCUGAUACUUUUGGGUGGACUCCAGUAGCAUGGGCGUGCGCGCAUGGCUACAGUGAAUUCAUUGACCAAAUGGUUGCAUCCUCCUGCUCCAAACCUAUUUGGAACUUCGAGGUCGAGGUGACCUUGAGUGUCAAAGCAGCUCCUUCAUUCAUCAAGCCCUACCGCGGUCUCAGGGCUCUGCACCUCGCGGUAAUUGCUUCAGUACAGACAGUCACCUUUUUGCUGGAUCGCGCCUAUGUCUCGGACCUCGAAAUUGCUGACGCACAGUUGCGAACGCCUUUACACUUUGCAACAUUCCUUGGUCAGGUUGACACUAUUCGAGAGCUUGUUUCUCGGGGAUCGAACAUCAACGCCAAAGACAAAGACGGAUGGACCCCCUUGCACUUUGCAAUCCACUUUGAGAACGAACAAAUUACUGAUCUUCUGCUGGAACUGGGCGCAUCUCAUAUGAAAACAAAGAAAGGAGAAACACCUCUUGACUUGGCAAUACCCAAGAUCAACCGAUACUUUGCUCAACGAGUGGAAAUCCAUGGAAAGGGCCAUCAUUGA
Messenger RNA from Colletotrichum phormii, 2754 nucleotides. Its product is annotated as ankyrin-2 ankyrin. Lineage: Eukaryota; Fungi; Ascomycota; Sordariomycetes; Glomerellales; Glomerellaceae. Gene Ontology annotation, molecular function: protein binding. The transcript has 5 exons. The record is from RefSeq and is a predicted model, not a curated record. The coding region runs from base 1 to 2754 and encodes 917 amino acids.